CGGGGGCCCCCGCCCCCCGGCCCCCCAUUCAAGAAGCGGCUCGGCUAACUCGGCCAGCACAGGGCGCCCGGCGCGCCUCGGAGCGCACGUUCCGCGCCUUCUCCCGUCCGCAGUCUGGACAUUAUGCGGCCGAGCAGCCGAGCCCCAGUCCUCCGCCUCCUUCUCCUCCUCCUGCGGCCCGAGCGGCUCAGCUCACGGCAGGCGGCAGCGUUGCUCAGUCAAGCGCAGACGGGACCCUCUCUGCAGGAACUCAGCGACUCCUAAAAGUCAAAAAGUUGGCGGCAGGGCGCCGGGGUUCCGCGCGCUCUCUACUGCCGCUGCCUCGCGCAGCUACCAGCCACUACUAAAGCCGGCAGGAGGGAGGGGGGGUGGGAGAAGCGGGGGGAGGGGUGAGGAGCACCAUGCAGUUAGUAUCCUGGGCCACACUGCUAAUGCUCCUGGUGUCCGACCUGGCUGAGAUGAGGAGCCCUGACGCCGCGGCGGCCGUGCGCAAGGACAGGCUGCACCCGAGGCAAGUGAAAUUAUUAGAGACUCUGAGCGAAUAUGAGAUCGCGUCUCCCGUCCGAGUGAACACCCUCGGGGAACCCAUUCCCACGAACGUGCACUUCAAAAGAAGGCGACGAAGCAUUAACUCUGCCUCUGACCCCUGGCCUGCCUUCGCCUCCUCCUCUACCUCUUCCCAGGCGCAUUACCGCCUCUCAGCCUUCGGCCUCGAGUUUCUAUUUAAUCUCACCGCUCACACCGGAUUUAUCGCCCCAACGUUCACUGUCACCCUCCUCGGAGAGCCAGGGGUGAACCAGACCAAGCUUUAUUCCGAGGAGGAAAUGGAACUUAGGCACUGUUUCUACAAAGGCCAUGUCAACACCAAGUCCGAGCACACUGCGGUCAUCAGCCUGUGCUCCGGCAUGAUGGGCAUGUUCCGGUCCCACGAUGGAGAUUAUUUCAUUGAACCAUUGCUAUCAUUGGAUGAGCAAGAGGAUGAAGAGGAACAAAACAAACCCCACAUUAUUUAUAGGCGCAGCACCCCUCAGAGGGAACCCUCAACAAGAAAACAUGCCUGUGACACCUCAGAACUCAAAAAUAGUCAUAGUAAAGACAAGCACAAAAGCAGAAUGCGAAAACGGAGGAAGAGGAAUAGCCUGGCCGACGAUGUGGCUCUGUUAAAGAGAGGCUUGGCAACAAAGGUGUUCUCCGGUUAUAGCAACAAGACAAAUGGCACAAGGGACAGGAGGAACCACAAAAGGACCAAACGCUUUCUGUCCUAUCCACGGUUUGUAGAAGUGAUGGUGGUAGCUGACCACAGAAUGGUUUUAUACCAUGGACCAAACCUUCAACAUUACAUUUUAACGUUAAUGUCAAUUGUAGCUUCUAUCUAUAAAGACUCAAGUAUUGGAAAUUUAAUUAAUAUUGUUAUUGUGAACUUAGUUGUGAUUCAUAAUGAACAGGAAGGACCUUCCAUAAAUUUCAAUGCCCAGACAACACUAAAAAACUUUUGCCAGUGGCAGCAUUCCAAGAACCACCUAGGUGACAUACAGCACGACACCGCCGUCCUGGUCACAAGGGAGGAUAUCUGCAGAGCUCAGGACAAAUGCGACACCUUAGGCCUUGCUGAGUUGGGUACCAUUUGUGACCCCUACAGAAGCUGUUCCAUUAGUGAAGACAGUGGGUUGAGCACAGCUUUCACAAUAGCCCAUGAGCUGGGCCAUGUGUUUAAUAUGCCUCAUGAUGACAGCAAUAAAUGCAAAGAAGAAGGCAUUAAGAGCCCCCAGCAUGUCAUGGCACCAACCCUGAAUUUCUACACCAACCCGUGGAUGUGGUCAAAGUGCAGCCGAAAAUACAUUACUGAGUUCCUAGACACCGGGUAUGGCGAGUGUUUGUUGAAUGAACCUGAAUCCAGAACGUAUCCUUUGCCUUCUCAACUGCCAGGCCUCCUCUAUGACGUGAAUAAACAAUGUGAAUUGAUUUUUGGGCCAGGUUCUCAGGUGUGCCCAUAUAUGAUGCAGUGCAGACGGCUCUGGUGCAAUAAUGUGGAUGGAGCACACAAAGGCUGCAGGACUCAGCACACGCCCUGGGCUGACGGAACGGAGUGUGAGCCUGGAAAGCACUGCAAGUUUGGAUUUUGUGUUCCCAAAGAAAUGGAGGCCCCCGCGACUGACGGAUCCUGGGGAAGUUGGAGCCACUUUGGAACCUGCUCUAGAACAUGUGGAGGAGGCAUCAAAACAGCCAUCAGAGAGUGCAACCGACCAGAGCCGAAAAAUGGUGGGAAGUACUGUGUAGGGAGGAGAAUGAAGUUCAAAUCCUGCAACACCGAGCCGUGCCUGAAGCAGAGGCGAGACUUCCGUGAGGAGCAGUGUGCUCACUUUGAUGGCAAGCACUUUAACAUCAAUGGCCUGCUGCCCAGCGUGCGCUGGGUCCCCAAGUACAGCGGAAUUUUGAUGAAGGACCGAUGCAAGCUGUUCUGCAGAGUGGCGGGAAACACGGCCUACUACCAGCUCAGGGACAGAGUGAUCGAUGGAACCCCCUGUGGCCAGGACACAAAUGACAUCUGUGUCCAAGGCCUUUGCCGGCAAGCUGGAUGUGAUCAUAUUUUAAACUCAAAAGCCCGGAAAGAUAAAUGUGGGAUUUGUGGUGGCGAUAAUUCUUCAUGCAAAACAGUGGCAGGAACAUUUAACACAGUCCAUUAUGGUUACAAUACCGUUGUCCGAAUUCCAGCUGGUGCUACCAGCCUUGACGUGAGGCAGCACAGCUUCUCAGGGAAAUCUGAGGAUGACAACUACUUAGCUUUGUCAAAUAGUAAAGGUGAGUUCCUGCUCAAUGGGGACUUUGUCGUCUCGAUGUCCAAAAGGGAGGUCCGCGUGGGGAGCGCUGUGAUUGAGUACAGCGGGUCCGACAACGUGGUGGAAAGGCUGAACUGCACGGACCGCAUCGAGGAAGAACUUCUCCUCCAGGUGCUGUCCGUGGGAAAGCUGUACAACCCUGAUGUGCGGUACUCAUUCAAUAUUCCAAUUGAGGACAAACCUCAACAGUUUUACUGGAACAGCCAUGGGCCAUGGCAAGCAUGCAGCAAGCCCUGCCAAGGGGAGCGGAGACGAAAACUUGUCUGCACCAGGGAGUCUGACCAGCUGACCGUUUCUGAUCAAAGAUGUGACCGCCUGCCCCAGCCAGGACCCGUCACUGAAGCGUGCGGCACAGACUGCGACUUGAGGUGGCACGUUGCCAGCAAGAGUGAAUGCAGUGCCCAGUGUGGUUUGGGUUACCGCACUUUGGACAUCUACUGCGCCAAGUACAGCAGGCUGGACGGGAGGACGGAGAAGGUGGAUGACGGUUUUUGUAGCGGCCAGCCCAGACCAAGCAACCAGGAAAAAUGUUCAGGAGAAUGCAACACGGGUGGAUGGCGUUAUUCAGCGUGGACUGAGUGUUCUAAAAGCUGUGAUGGUGGUACCCAGAGAAGAAGAGCUAUUUGUGUCAACACCCGAAAUGAUGUCCUGGAUGACAGCAAAUGCGCCCAUCAGGAGAAAGUCACAGUGCAGAGAUGCAAUGAGUUCUCGUGUCCGCACUGGAAAUCAGGAGAGUGGUCAGAGUGCCUGGUCACCUGUGGAAAAGGACAUAAGCACCGCCAGGUCUGGUGUCAGUUUGGCGAAGAUCGAUUAAGUGAUAGAAUGUGUGACCCUGAGGUCAAGCCUGAGUCCAUGCAGACGUGUCGGCAGCCAGAGUGUGCAGCCUGGCAGGCGGGUCCCUGGGGACAGUGCAGCGUCACUUGUGGACAGGGGUACCAGCUAAGGGCAGUGAAGUGCAUCAUUGGGACUUACAUGUCGGUGGUGGAUGACAGUGAUUGCAACGCAGCCACUAGGCCAACCGACACACAGGACUGUGAAUUAUCAUCAUGUCACCCUCUCCAACUGGGCCUGGAACCAAGGAGAACUGCCCACAGUGUGCCCAGAACCCAGUGGCGAUUUGGGUCUUGGACUCCAUGCUCAGCCACUUGUGGGAAAGGUACCCGGAUGAGAUAUGUCAGUUGUCGGGAUGAAGACGGUUCUGUGGCGGAUGAGAGUGCCUGCACUAACUUGCCUAAACCAGUAGCCAAAGAAGAGUGUUCUGUGACACCCUGCGGACAGUGGAAGGCUCUAGACUGGAGCUCUUGUUCCGUGACUUGCGGGCACGGUAAGGCAACCCGGCAGGUGGUGUGUGUCAACUACAGCGACCAGGUGAUCGACCGCAGCGAGUGUGACCCAGAUUAUGUCCCAGAGACCGAACAGGACUGUUCCAUGUCACCGUGCCCUCAGCGGAUCCCAAGCACUGGCUUGGCUCACCCAUUUCAAAUCGAGGCCUUCCGUCCCAGGAGUGACAGCCCCAGUCGCACCCACGUGCUCGGAGGAAACCAGUGGAGAACUGGCCCUUGGGGAGCUUGUUCUAGUACCUGUGCCGGAGGCUCCCAGAGGAGAGUUGUGGUGUGUCAGGAUGAAAACGGAUACACUGCCAACGACUGUGUGGAGAGAAUCAAACCCGAUGAGCAAAGAGCCUGUGAAUCUGGCCCGUGUCCCCAAUGGGCUUAUGGUAGCUGGGGAGAGUGUACCAAGCCGUGUGGUGGGGGCAUGCGGACAAGGCUGGUGGUCUGUCAGCGGGCCAACGGUGACCGGUUCCCAGAUUUGAGCUGUGAAGUCCUCGACAAACCUCCGGACCGUGAGCAGUGCAACACGCACUCUUGCCCACGAGACGCCGCGUGGAGUACUGGCCCUUGGAGCUCGUGUUCUGUCUCUUGUGGUCGAGGGCAAAAACAACGAAAUGUUUACUGCUUGGCAAAAGAUGGAAGCCAUUUAGAGAGUGAUUACUGUAAGCACCUUACUAAGCCACAUGGGCACAGAAGGUGCCGAGGAGGACGGUGCCCCAGAUGGAAGGCUGGCGCAUGGAGUCAGUGCUCUGUGUCCUGUGGCCAAGGAGUGCAGCAGAGGCAUGUGGGCUGUCAGAUCGGGACACACCAAACAGCCCGAGAGACUGAAUGCAGCCUAUACAGCAGACCAGAGUCGGAGCGUGUCUGCCAAGCCUCACCAUGUCCUCUCUACACUUGGAGGGCAGAGCGAUGGCAAGAAUGCACCAAGACCUGCGGUGAAGGCUCCCGUUACCGACAGGUGGUGUGUGUAGCUGAGGACCAAAGUGAGGUGCACAGCGCGCACUGUGACUCAGAGCAGCGGCCUCCAGACCGUGAGAGCUGCAGCCUGCAGCCCUGCGAGUAUGUGUGGAUCACAGGAGAGUGGUCUGAGUGCUCAGUGAGCUGUGGAAAAGGCUACAGGCAAAGGCUGGUCUCCUGCAGUGAGAUUUAUACCGGGAAGGAGAAUUACGAAUACAGCUACCAAACCACGGUGAACUGCCCAGGCACCCAGCCGCCCAGCGUCCAUCCCUGCUACCUGAGGGACUGUCCUGUCUCAGCCACCUGGAGAGUUGGCAACUGGGGGAGUUGCUCAGUGUCCUGUGGCGUGGGAGUCAUGCAUCGAUCUGUUCAGUGUUUAACCAACGAAGACCAACCCAGCCACCUAUGCCCCACCGAUCUAAAGCCGGAAGAACGAAAACCCUGUCGCAACAUUUAUAACUGCGAGUUACCCCAGAACUGCAAGGAGGUAAAAAGACUCAACAGUGCCAGUGGAGAUGGUGAAUAUUUCCUGACGGUGAGAGGGAAGCCGCUAAAGGUAUUCUGUGCAGGGAUGCAUUCUGACUAUCCCAAGGAGUAUGUGACGCUGGCCCACGGUGACUCAGAGAAUUUCUCCGAAGUCUACGGGCACAGGUUGCACAACCCCACAGAGUGUCCCUAUAACGGGAGCCGACGAGAUGACUGCCAUUGCAGGAAAGAUUACACGGCUGCUGGCUUUUCCAGUUUCCAGAAAAUCCGAAUCGACCUGGCCAGCAUGCAGAUUAUAACCACUGACUUAGAGUUUGCAAGGACAAGUGAAGGACAUCCUGUUCCUUUUGCCACUGCUGGAGACUGCUACAGUGCUGCCAAAUGCCCACAGGGGCGUUUUAGCAUCAACCUGUAUGGGACCGGCCUGUCUUUAACCGAGUCUGCAAGAUGGACUUCGCAAGGGAAUUACGCCGUUUCGGACAUCAAGAAGUCUCCGAUCACCUCCUAUCUCUAAGACUCAAGGGUCAUCGCAGAGGAGAAAGUGGAAACAUUGUAAGAAUGGCAAGGUGUGGACAUCUGCUCUCAAAUGUCCCAGUCUCUACAGAAGAAACCAGAAAUAUACGUCUCUAGGGUUUCUGGGGUGAUGUCAUACUCCUAGUCAGUAACUACAGUUUAAAAUCUCUGACCUAAUUUAAGCAACCUGCUUUGCACAUUUACACCUUUAAUGGAUCUAUGUGAGCAGCUUUUCAUGGGGCACGCUGGGAAUUACGUGACAUUCCACUCCCAGUCAAUAGCCCCCCUUCCCUGCCCCCCAUGAAAGCCCCCCUUCUCCAAGCCUGCUUGGGAAUAAAACAUUACCCGUGAACAAAAACUAAAAGAAAAUCCCAGUGAUGCUAAUCCUGGCUCUCUAGAGCCACUGGAAGCCAGCGAUGUCACCUCUCUCGAGGGACAAAGUUCCUUUGUCUCCUGUGUGCAGUGGAGAAAACCCUGACACCUGUCUUUACCUAAGACAAGUCAUGGCUGUCAUUCGAAUGCAGGGCUUCCCUCUUGUACUUUGAAGGCCCUCAAGAGAUGCCUGAGCUCUCAGGUGAUACCAGGCUGUAACUACACUGCCUUUCCUCCAUGUGCUCAUUCCCAUGACGGCCUCGCUUACAGUAAGGGCUUGACAACAACCUCUAAUAAAAUCAAAGCAGCUACAGCAGUCUGCUAUAGAGAUGUGUGAACAUGUGCUCUAAAGACACCCUGCGCUCUACCCACCUUGUGAUGAUGUCACACGUGACGCCUAUGUGGUGAAGUGAAUGUGCCAGCGCCGUGGGGUCGUGCUGGGCUAUGUCAGAUACACUGUGAUAGCAUGGCAAUUGGCGUGACAGCAGGGAUGUUCCGUGUGACUAAGAAGCAGGGGAAUGUAUGCCAUGGGCACACGGGACAAAUAAAUGUGUCCUGUACCAAGCACGAUAGUGAGAGAUUUCAUCAUAUUCAGAGUGUCAUGUAUGUUAAGACUUAGGAAUGUUUUUGGUUUUGUUUUUCUGGAAAUUUCAAUGUGAUGUGUUCAAGCCACCGUUGACUGCAGAUAAAAGAAACUGUGCAAAAUGAAACCCUGAUAAUGUGCAGAGCUUCCAGAACUGCUUGUUGUUGGGACACUCACACAUUGACUGUGGGUCUGUCCCAGCUUAAGUGAGAAUGAGGGCCAUUUGGAGGGGUGUGGGGAGUCAGAUUGAAGAUGUAGGCAAAGAGGUACAUGCCUGCUAAACCUCCAUGAUAGGCUUUGCCUAUCCUGCAGCAGUGGGGCCAUUGGCUCUGUGGUGAAGGCCCUCCAUAACGCUGAGGAGGGGCCUCCUCCAUACGCAGAGCGUGGGUGAGCAGCAACGUUGCCACCUCGGGCUUCUGUGACAUCAGAGCACGCAGCAGGAGCAUAAGCAACAGCAGUUGCGUCUGUGGCGUCUUCGCAGCCUACUGGUGUGCUGUUAAUUUGCAGAAGCUGACUGAGGCUGCCUGCUGGGGGUAAACGGAUGGAACCUAGGGCAGCUGCCACAGCCCACAGGGAAUGAAGGUUUGAAGGGUCUGAUGAGUUCCUACUGUCUCGGCUUAGACACCCGUGUGAGCGCUCAGUGAAUGGAAAAGCAGGACCAUGACCCGGAGGUGAGGAAUGAUGGGAAAUGUCCGAGUUCUGAGCCCAGGUGCCAGAACAUUCUGGUGCCUUCUACUGGAAAUGUGCUCAGGGCAGGGAGGGGCCCUUCAGCCCUGUUCAGAGUUCUGCUGUGGUCCCGCUGACAUGCUCAGGACUGCCUGCCUGGUGCUCUUCCAGGGAAAAUGGAUGUCCAAGGUCAGGCAGCUCGAAGGCAGCCCACUUCUGCUGGUUGGGGCUGGUGCUCAGGGUGCCCUCUGCACUCCUGUGUGCUCCGGGGAUUUUAGGACACAGGGGGUCUUCUCUCUGGGUCUGCAGUCUUGCAGGGGUCCUUUGUGCUGUGGAAAGAGCUGAAAAUAGCUGCUUUAGGAAGUAAUAAAAUUUCUAUUAUGUUGGAACACACACAGCCCUUUCUUACCUCUGAAUUCUUUUUACAACUGAGUUAAGAAAUGAACACACACGUUUGCACACGUGUGUACGCAAUGUAGUAGAAGCUCACAUGUGUGCAUGGACUGCCCUCCAACUUGUGAAAACCCACUGUUUCGCCAGGUGCCCAAACCAUCACACAGACCUACAAAGCAGAACUCCCUAGAUUCACGUUUUCUUUGCGUGGACACUCUAGUCAACCAGACAGGGUUUAUGCGUCUCUCUAUGCACACACUUGUCUGAGGACUGCAUUGGGGGGAAAUUAUAUGUUCUGUGUACUGUAAGAAGUAUCAGAAAAAAACCCUCAAAUUUGCAUGUCAUCUUAACCCUAACAUUUCAAGUCCUAAAACUAUGUCUCUCAUUGUUCAUUAUCUCUAUGGAAUUUUUUUUUUAACAAAUUUACACUUGCAUCCCCUUCCGCUAAAGACAGGCAAAUGAACAUACUUCCGUCAAAGAUAGGCCUCUCCCUAAAUCACAGCUUCCCUGAAUCCUUUCCACUGAGAAAAAUUAAAGACUUUAAUUUAAAAAAUUAAAGUUACGGUGGGGCUAAGAGGAGACAAGUGAGCAGGGAUACAAAGUGAAUAAAUUGUAAUAAAUAAAUUUAAGCAAUUAAAGUUAAAACUGGGGAAACAAGCACGAGUCACUCAAUUUACAUGCAGUAGUUGGAGAUAUUAUUAACAAAAUAUUUACUUAAAAGAGAAGUCAACUGUAAUAAAAAAAUAAAAACCCGAAUCUCAUUGCUUGUCAGUGAAGACUUCUGUCCGGUUCCUUUUUUUCUGAAAGAAGCUGUCUCCAUGGCAGCCAUGUUUUUCUUACUGUGCAGUUUGGUUUUGCUUUCCAAUCUGGCAGUGGUCAGCACGCUGCCAUACUGGGACCUCCUUCCGCAUCGUCUGAGGGCAGUGUUGUCACAGGCAGUAAAGGGUUAGCACCACCUUUAUCUGUUUCGCCUAAAUCACCAGAGUCUCAGUGAAGGAGAUAGUGUGACGGCUGUAAAGCCAGGAUCAACCUUAUUUUGUUUUCAUUGUAUGACUGCCCAGGCAUUUCUCACUUGAUGAAGACAGGCUAUGAUUGAUGGAGGUCCUCAAAGAAUGACUUUGUAAGGGCGGAGAGGUAUAGUGACCAAAGUGCUGAGUUCAAUUCCCAGAAUCCACAUAAAGUGGCUGGCUGGGCGUGGUAGCACACACAGUCCCACUGCUUAGAUGGGCAAUGCUGGGCCUCAUUGACCAGCCAGUCUAGCCUAUCUGGUGAAUGCCGGGCCAGUAAAAAAUCCUGUUUUGGGCAGUACGGAAUGACGCUGGAGGCUGACCCCAGGUUCCACACAUACACACAAACCAUGUUUGCAUUUCCCUACGCACACAGAUGCCUUCAUGAUGAUAGCUAAUACUUGUUAAGCACCUAGAUUAGGCCGAAUCCUAUGCCAGGUGGCUAAUGUGCAUUCUUUUCCUACAGCAAAGUAUGACGAGAGACUUUGCCCAUUUCACAGAGGCUCUGGGAGCCCAAGCCCCCCUGGGUGUGUUAAAGCCAAUCCAAAACUCAGCAACAGAAAUGCAUCAGAAAGUGGCUGCGUAGGCCGCAGGCCUGUGUAGCAGGGCCUCUGCUCUGCUGGACGAGGAGAGGUCGAGCCUGGUUUAGCAUUGAUGGUGCUGAAGAUGGUCCAGGCAUGUCAGCACCCAGACACCUGACAGCCCUCUGCCUAUGACCCGUGUUCUGCUUACAGUUCCUGACUGUCCUGCCCCUCUCAGCACUCAGGAGCCAGGACCUUAUAGCUGAUAGGAAUCAUUUCCUGUAUCAGUCACACUCAUAAUCAAAUGCAUGGACAAUUUAAAAAUGGAGAAAACCUUUUGUUCUCCUCUUUUGUUGUCAAAUAGGCACUGUUUUGGGUUUUUUUGUUUUGUUUUGAUUCUCUCUUUCUUGAACUCCUCCUUCCCUCCCUAAAAACAAAACAAAACUGAAGGUACCCACUGUUUGCAAGAGAUGUCACAAAUGGACCAUAGGAACCUGGUCGUCAUGACCCCUGACUUAGUUGUGGAGACGGAGCACAAAGAUGAGGUGCAGGUGCGCUCACUUCCCGUCAUGGAGAAGGUUCGGUCUGCUCACAGAGGCUGAGGGACACGGUCAGUACAGAGAGUGGAGUUUAUUGCGCUCUGUUUCAGUAGGGGAUGUCUCCAAAGUGAAAAAGCGUCAGGGAAACCAAUCAUUCAUCUCACUAUUUAAUAAACCUGUGAUUCAGAUCGCUAUUAGCCUUACACAGUCCUUGCUCCUACAUGCUUCCAAGUUUAGCAAGACGUCACUCUUACAUCAAGGGACUUACAUUCUAACAUGAAAAGAAGUGUUAAAGAGCAUUGUCCAGUCGAGGGUGCUUGUAGCAGAUAACUGGUCCAAAACCACGUCCCAGAGAAAGCUGACCAGGAAGUUUGCCAGGCUGGUUGGGACACUCAGGAAAGACCAAAAAGAGCAUUUCAGCCAACAGAGAAUGGCAGGUGCAAAUGUCCUGUGGAGCAAAAGUCACGUCAUGUCAGAGAUGCAAUUCAAAGAAAUGCACCAACUGUGUGGGGAUUAGGCCAGGGAUCAGCAACCGUGUUCAGUGAAGGGCCUAGAAAAGAUUUGAGGCUU
Meriones unguiculatus (Mongolian gerbil) is the source of this 10775-nucleotide messenger RNA. RefSeq names its product ADAM metallopeptidase with thrombospondin type 1 motif 9 (gene Adamts9). Gene Ontology annotation, molecular function: zinc ion binding; metalloendopeptidase activity. The record is from RefSeq and is a predicted model, not a curated record. The coding region runs from base 402 to 6125 and encodes 1907 amino acids. The transcript has 39 exons. Lineage: Eukaryota; Metazoa; Chordata; Mammalia; Rodentia; Muridae. Gene Ontology annotation, cellular component: extracellular matrix. Gene Ontology annotation, biological process: extracellular matrix organization; proteolysis.